This is a messenger RNA of Torulaspora globosa, 1707 nucleotides long. RefSeq names its product sphinganine-1-phosphate aldolase DPL1 (gene DPL1). Gene Ontology annotation, molecular function: pyridoxal phosphate binding; sphinganine-1-phosphate aldolase activity. The coding region runs from base 1 to 1707 and encodes 568 amino acids. The transcript has a single exon. Lineage: Eukaryota; Fungi; Ascomycota; Saccharomycetes; Saccharomycetales; Saccharomycetaceae. Gene Ontology annotation, cellular component: endoplasmic reticulum. The record is from RefSeq and is a predicted model, not a curated record. Gene Ontology annotation, biological process: sphingolipid catabolic process; carboxylic acid metabolic process.
AUGAAAGUCGACAUUUGCACCGGUUGCUUAUCGCCGACGUGGGCUAAAAAUGAGUCACUGAUUGCGAUAUAUCACUAUGGUUACAUCUACGUCAGCUCAAAGUCAUGGAUAGAGCUUUUUAAAGACCUUCUACUGGUGCUUUUUGCCCUGAGGAUCUUCCGGUUCGUGUUAUUCAACCUGAAAGUCUACGGCAUGGUUGGUUGCGUUCACAAUUUGUACCGCACGGUUGCCGGCCGUUUGUUCAGAUGGCUUUUGAAGAGCAGAUUUUUUAGAGCUUCUGUGGAUGCGGAAGUCAGUAAAGUUACUCGUCAUAUGGAAAAAGAGUUGAUCAAGAAUGACGCCUGCUUGAACGAUUUCGAAAAGUUGCCGGCAGUUGGGCUGCCUGAACAAAGCGUCUUGAAUGAGUUAGGGUUGCUCGAAAGCAAAAUACCACAUACCGAGUGGAAAGAUGGAAAAGUUUCGGGAGCAGUAUAUCAUGGCGGAGAGGACAUCAUUCACUUGCAGAGCUUAGCAUUUGAAAAAUUUUGUGUUGCAAACCAGUUGCACCCUGACGUUUUCCCAGCUGUACGGAAGAUGGAGUCCGAGGUCGUUUCCAUGACCUUGAACAUGUUUAAUGCACCCAAGGAUACUGGGUGCGGUACUACAAGUUCAGGAGGCACCGAAUCGCUGCUUCUAGCCUGCUUGAGUGCCAAGAUGUAUGCGUACCAUCACCGUGGUGUUACAGAGCCCGAGAUCAUCGUCCCCGUUACCGCUCAUGCGGGAUUCGAUAAAGCGGCUUAUUACUUUGGCAUGAAGAUCCAUCACGCUAAGUUAGAUCCUAGGACUUACAAAGUUGACUUGAGCCAUGUAAGAAAAUUUAUUAAUCGCAAUACAGUGUUAUUAGUGGGUUCAGCCCCCAAUUUCCCACACGGUAUUAUGGAUGACAUCGAGGGACUUGGUGAGCUUGCUUCGCGCUACAAAAUUCCGCUACAUGUCGAUUGUUGUCUAGGAUCCUUUAUUAUUGCCUUCAUGGAGAAGGCAGGGUAUGACAAUUUACCGGCUUUUGAUUUCCGCGUGGCUGGUGUUACAUCAAUCUCGUGUGAUAGUCACAAAUAUGGGUUUGCACCAAAGGGUUCGUCUGUUAUAAUGUAUCGUAACCGCGACCUUCGAAUGCACCAGUACUACGUCAGCACUGAUUGGACUGGCGGUCUAUACGGGUCGCCCACGCUGGCUGGGUCAAGACCAGGUGCGUUGGUUGUCGGUUGCUGGGCGACCAUGAUCAGAAUGGGAGAGAACGGUUAUAUUGAAUCUUGCAAAGAAAUUAUCACUGCUGCAAGAAAACUAAAAAAGGCAAUAGAAUCAGAAAUCCCAGGGUUACGGAUCUUGGGCGAUCCGAAAUUGUCAGUGAUAUCUUUCACUUCUGAUAGGUAUGAUGUCUACGAAUUGGGGGACAGGCUGUCAGCUAGAGGUUGGCAUUUAAAUGCAUUACAAAAACCACCUGCUCUCCAUUUGGCUGUGACGAAGCCCAGUGUUGCCUCCAUCGAUGACCUUGUCGCCACUUUGAAAGAGCUUACUAAGGAGUUGGAGCAGGAGGGAAAGAGCGCAUCUUCUGCAGAUGGGACAAGCGCGCUAUACGGUGUGGCAGGCAGUGUCAAGACCACCGGUGUAGCGGACAGACUCGUCAUCGGUUUCCUCGACACGCUCUAUAAAUUGAAACCAACUGAAUGA